Molecule: messenger RNA, 1229 nt
Organism: Bactrocera neohumeralis
Lineage: Eukaryota; Metazoa; Arthropoda; Insecta; Diptera; Tephritidae
Product: tigger transposable element-derived protein 1-like
Exons: 3
Coding region: 78-1229 (383 amino acids)
Cellular component (GO): nucleus
Molecular function (GO): DNA binding
Source: RefSeq, a predicted model, not a curated record
UGCUGAUUUUUAACAAGUGCUAAGUAAAAUAAAGUAGAAGCUCAUAUAAUUUUGGUAGACCAAUAACAGCCAUACCCAUGUUACAUAAUUCUCCUGCAUUAAAAAUGAGGAAAGCGAUCAGCUUAGAUACCAAAAUCAAAAUUUUAGAUCAACUUGCAACGGGACAAGGCGCAACGGUUGUGGGAAAUAAUUUCGGAAUCCAUGAAGCUACUGUAAGAACAAUUAAAAAAAAUGAAACGGCAAUUAGAGCAUCAGUAUGUUCUGGAACAAAAUUAAGUGCAAAGUCAUCAUCGUAUGUAAGGGAUGUUGUUAAAGAGAAAAUGGAAAAAGCUUUGGUAAUCUGGAUAGAAGACAAAUCCCAAAAGAGAAUAUCAGUAGACGGACUUGCUAUCAAGCAGACAGCAUUAAGAAUCUAUAAACGUAUCCAGGAAAUUGAUCCAGAUACAUCAUCUCAGUCAAAACAACAUGCAUUUUCCCGGCCUUUUUGGAAGAGAAUGCCUAGAAGAACUUAUGUAGCAAAAUCGCAGAAAACAGCCGGUGGUUUUAAAGUAGCAAAGGACCGUAUUACGUUGUUGUUUUGUUCCAAUGCUUCAGGAGAACGUAUUCUUAAGCCACUCCUAGUACAUCGUGCCUUAAGACCACGUUCCAUGAAAAGUGUAGAUUUCAAUAAAUUGCCUGUACACUGGAUGGCGAACAAAAAGGCUUGGGUAACCAGUGCAAUUUUCACAGAGUGGUUUCAGAAGCACUUCAUCCCAGAAGUUAGGCGCUACAUGAAAGAAAAAUGUCUCGAAUUUAAAGUUCUUUUGAUUCUAGACAAUGCACCAGGCCAUCCAGUUUUGGAGCACCCAAACGUACAAUUUUGUUUUUUGCCGCCUAAUACUACUUCCCUUAUACAGCCACUAGACCAGGGGAUAAUUGCUACGUUUAAAACGUAUUACAUAAGAAGUUCAUUUCAUUAUGUUGUAGAAAAACUUGAUAAUUAUGAGGAAUCAUCAGUCAUAGAUGAAUGGAAAAAAUUUUCUAUAAUGGACUGCAUUAAUCAAGUCAAGAUCGCGUUAGAUUUAUUAAAGCCAUCAACUUUGAACUCGUGUUGGAAAAAUAUUUGGCCAGAAUGCGUAAAAUGCAAAGAUCCUGUUAUCGAUAAUAACGCUGAACUUGCUGAUAUAAUAACAAUGGCCAAUGCAAUCGGUGGGGAUGGAUUCGAUGACCUAUCGAAGAAUUGUUGGUAG